This is a messenger RNA of Myotis lucifugus (little brown bat), 3140 nucleotides long. RefSeq names its product cancer antigen 1 (gene CAGE1). NCBI's taxonomy places the organism in Eukaryota, Metazoa, Chordata, Mammalia, Chiroptera, Vespertilionidae. The record is from RefSeq and is a predicted model, not a curated record.
CACGGAGGACACACGGAAGUGUCAAGCGGUUCGCCUUCCUCGUUGGGCCCGCCAUCCCACCUGGAGGCUUUCGUUUCUGUGUGUCUUUCUGUAGAAAGGCGCGCCAGCCAAGCCACAGGUUCGGCCUGGGGGGUUACAUCCGCAUGACUUCCCACUCUGGUAACAGACUUCGGAGUCCCCAGGCCCGGGCCCCUGGGGCCGGAGCCCGGCGUGCGCCGUUCCCCGCCGGGAUUGGCUGGCGCGGCGGGGGCGAGCGGACGUCACACUGGAACGGUUCGUUGCGCUUGCCUCCCGACGGGGGAUUUCGUAGGAAAGGUUGGAAAGUGUUCUUCUCCCUCCCGCAAAACCGGUGCGGGGGGGUGGAGCACGAGAUCCUUAUUGUGGGUAUAAGAAACUGCUUGGACCCUGGAAAAGCCUUCCAUCAUUCAACAGUUAGGAACAAGAAAUAUCAAAAAAUUUGGUGAUCACCUUCAGAUCCUGUAUAAUUUGACAUGGAUGUUUCUCAUGAAAAAUUAGAAAGCAUGUCAGAAGUGGAUGCCAUGAAUUUCACCGGUCUUUCUCAAGAUUUCACUCACUCAAAUUCUCCCUCCUAUAUGGAAACCAGCAAUACGACUUCAGACUUGUCUCAGAAUGAAAUAAAGAAUGUAAAAAAGGAAAAUGAGUCUAAAAUCACACUUUCUGAAGAAAUUUAUAGCACACUGGAUGAUGUGUUAGGUGAUGUCAACAGUGGAAAUUAUUCACAGGAUAUGCUACUCGUGCCAAUUGACACCAGCAUUUCUUCCUUCAGACAAUGUGAACCCAUUUUCAAAUAUCAUCAGACAAAAGCAUUUAAUGAUAAAAUGCUAACAUUUCAAAAUUUGAUAGGCAACUUACCUUACACAGAGAAGCCAGAAUUGCAAAGUCAUGUUUAUAAUUAUGCAAAAGACAGCAAUAUUAAGGAAGAUUCAUUUAAAGAAGAAAAUCCAGUGGGAACUAGUACUUCCACAAAUGAAGACCAACUUUCUCAUGAAUAUGAAUGGCAACCUCCUAGAAGCCCAUCUGAAAUCCACUGCAGUAGAGAGACACUGAAAUUCAUGGAAAUGCCACUAGCUGAAAAUACUGCCAAAGAAUCUACCCUCAACUCUGGUCAACCUGAAAACUUCUUGUGUAAGGAAUAUUUAUACAACAAUGUUGAAAAACCAUUUUAUCAAGAGAAUAGCUUUAACCUGUAUGAUCUGAGAGCUGAUUAUGAAACAAAGGAGGUUGCAGUUUCUUCAAAGGGGAUACAGAAUUCUGGGGACACUCCUGAGAUGUCAGUCAGUCACCAAAAGGAAGUCACAGUGGAGAACAUGGAAAGUCCAGGGAUUAUGUCAACUCGUUCUCCUGCUGGCAUUUCUUGGAGUUGUGGAGCAUCUUGGGAGGACUGCAAAACACAUGACACAGAGCAAGACUUGGAGUGCUUACAACCUCUGGAAGAGGAUAUGGCUUUAAAUGAAGUUUUACGGAAAUUAAAACAUACUAACAAAAAGCAGCAAACUCUGAUCCAAAAUUUGCAGUGUACUAACAUGUAUUUAGAGAAGAAAGUUGAAGAACUACAGGUGAAGACUAACAAGCAGCAAGUGUGCGUUGGCAUCAUAAAUAAGCUAAAGGAGAAUAUCGAGGCAUUAAUUGAAGACAAAUACAGAGUAAUGCUAGAGAAGAAUGAAACUGAUAAGACUUUGCAGAAUUUGCAUGACAUUUUAAUUAACACCCAAAGACAUCUUCAGGAAUCUAGGAAAGAAAAGGAAACCUUACAAGUAGAGCUUAAGAGGACCAAGGAAAAUUAUGUUUGUCUACAGGAAAGGUAUAUAAAUGAAACGCAAGAAAAAAACAAAAUUGUUAGUCAGUACACAGAGGUGAACAAAGCCUUAAGCAAGAAAGAAGAAGAGGUGGAGAGGCUGCAGCAACUCAAAGGAGAGUUGGAAAACGCCACCACUUCUGCUUUGGACUUAUUGAAAAGGGAAAAAGAGUCCCGAGAACAAGAGUUCCUGUCUUUACAGGAAGAAUUUCAGAAACGUGAAAAGGAAAACAUGGAAGAAAGACAGAAACUGAAAUGUAGACUUGAGAAACUGGUAGCUCAAUUUAAAAAUGUGCAAUUCAUAUCUGAAAGUGAAAGGGCUAAGAAUACAAAACUUCAGCAGCAAAUCAACGAAGUAAAAAGUGAAAAUGCAAAACUUCAGCAGCAGGUUGCCAGGAGUGAGGAGCAAAAUUGUUUCCCUAAAUUUGAGAUAGCUCAGUUAAAGGAGCACUUGGAGGCAAUAAUGAAGUCAGAUAUCACAAAGGAUGCGAAGAUGAUGCAGUCUAAUUGCUCACCUUGUAAAGAAGAGAGCCCAAAUCCCCCAGAUGUGAAAACGACUUCUCAGCCGCCUUUCAAAAUUCACUAUCUUCUGGCUCUGAUGGCAAGACUUCUCACAUGCCAGGAUAUCAGCAAUACUGAUGCUGAACAUUUCAAAGAGAGUGAGAAAGUUAGUGAUACAAUGCUGCAAAAAUUGAAGAACUUUCAUCUUAAAAAGAAAAAUUUAGAUGAAGAGGUUACAGACUUUGAUUCAAAUGAAACCAAGAAUGUCAGAGAUCCUACCUUAUUGGGAGCCAAACUGGAUAAGUACCACAGUCUAAAUGAAGAGCUUAAUAUCUUGAUUGCAAAAUUGGGAAAUCUUCUAGAGUUUAAAGAAGACCACUGCACCAGACUCAUUGAAGAAAAUGACAAGUAUCAAAGACAUUUAGGCAACUUAAUAAAUAAGGUUACAUCAUAUGAAGAAAUCAUUGAAUGUGCUGACCAACGGCUCAAGAUAUCCCACUUCCAGAUUGCACAUUUAGAAGAGAGAAAUAAACAUUUGGAAGGUCUAAUUACAAGGCCCAAAAAUAUAACCAGAAAACCAAGACCAAGAAGAUUAGAAAAUCAUCUAAAAUCCAUGCCUGAGAUGUCAGAUAUUUCAGAAGGAAAUGGAAAUGAUUUAGAUUAAACAGGACUGAAGAGUAAACAUUAAUCAUUUUUGUCAACCACUCCAGGAGCAGUCACUACUAAGCAUAGUACCCCGAUCAAUCCAUACAAAUAAUACAUUAAAAUUGUAUAAAUGGUGAAAUUUUACAUUCCAAAAAAUGUGAUUAUUUUCUAAUUUCGU